Molecule: messenger RNA, 1098 nt
Organism: Phytophthora infestans T30-4
Lineage: Eukaryota; Oomycota; Peronosporomycetes; Peronosporales; Peronosporaceae
Exons: 1
Coding region: 1-1098 (365 amino acids)
Source: RefSeq, a predicted model, not a curated record
AUGCCAUUGGAAAAUGCGCUUGAGCUUAGUGGAAAGAUCGCGGUGCUUGAACGGGGAAUAUGCGACUUCGUUACUAAGGUGCUACAUGCACAGCAAGCAGGUGCAAUAGCAGUGCUCGUAGCCAACACUAGCGACGACGGUGGCGGCGACGCCUUCGUGAUGGAUGCAGGUCAACGCACUGACCAGUUGGCGGAGGCGGUGAAUAUCCCGGCCAUGAUGGUGUCUAGAUCGCAGUCGACCGACAUCUUCCAGCAGAUCCGUGAGGCGUAUCUGGAUCGCAAACACUUGAGCUUUACUAUCCGAUUCCUUGGAGCUCAAACAGCCUCGCGAGUGCUGGCUCAACAGGAGAAUUCGACACGGCAGAGUCGGAAUGCCGCUCGUAGUAUCGAACUCAAGCAGCAGCGGAAGCAACAGCAACAAGAGGCAGCGAGUCUGCUACGCAAUCGUCUUGGUAAAGUAUCUCAGUCUAAAGGAUCUGCAGCGGUGUCUUCCUCGGAAAGUGUCGUAGCCACACCGAGCACCAGAGCGAGCGAGUUAGCGUUCGACUGGUCACCGUCUUCAUCAAUGAAGAGCAGCUCGGCUGGCUCCACACGUUGUCGUCCUGUCAGUGAACGCAGACGUGAUAUGAGUCGAGGAAAUAAUCAAGAUGAACUUGAAGUAGUAGAGAACACCCACAUUGCUGCAGCAACUCUAGCGAUGCUGCACUGGUGCCCGAUGACGACAGCCUUAUUGGUCUUGGAUGUUCAAAACUACUUCACGCUGCGUCACGGAUACGGGGCCAAGCGAGCAACCGGUGACAAGGAAGAGCGGGACACAAAGGCUUCCGGUCCAGGUAUGAACCCUCAGUUUUACGAUCGCGUGGACAACGAGCUGAUCCCGACGAUCCAGGACGUGCUACUCGCUAGCCGCUCGACCGAAGGAAUGGAGGUCAUCUACUCGGUAGUGGAGAGUGCUACACGCGACGGCCGUGAGAGGUCCCGUGCGCACAAACAUGCUGGCAUCCACGUGCCAAAGAAUGGAUUCGGAGCUCAAGUUCCCAACCGAAUAGCGCCAGACGACGACAGUGACAUUGUGCUCUCGCGCACAGGAGUCAAGUAA